GUCAUCACGCUGCUGCGCAUGCGUUCUCUUGCUGCGGGAAACCCAACUUGUAAUUUUCGUUCUGUUGUGCUGCUGCUGUGGUUCACUGUGAGGUUCUGGCAUGAAAUCAGCUUUUAACUGAUUCAGGUGACCUCCUGACAUCAUGGAGUCUGAGGGGGCGGAGUCUUCAGUCCCAGCGCCGGUCGAGGUGUUCAGCUCGAUCCGUGAGCGCACGAUAGCGGAGAACAGCAUGGUGGUUCUGCUGCAGGGCCUUCAGGGGGAGGUGACCACGGUGGACCUGAGGAACGAGAGCACGGCUCGGGGACGGGUCAUCAGCGUGGACGCCUUCAUGAACAUCCGUCUGGCCGACGUCCUGUACCGGGACCGGCGGGACCAGCUGACCCGGCUGCAGGACCUGUUCGUCACCGGCAGGAACGUCCGCUACGUGCACAUCCCCGACCACGUGGACAUCAUGAAGACCAUCCAGAACCAGCUCAGCAAGAUCCACCGAGUCCGAAACUUCGCCAGCGAAGGUGGAGGCAGGAAAGAGUUCCCAAAGAAAACUAAGUAAGGUUUAAUGAAGUUCUGAAAAAGUCCAUUAAAAAGUGAUAAAUGUGGACCCACCUCUGUGGACUUCAAGGAGCUGGAAUGUUCUGAGACUGGAAGCAGGAAAGGAGAACGUCCCCUGGAGAAAGUUCUAGAGUAGACCUACUGACACCUGUCCAGCUGUCGGUAGGUCUAUUCUAGAACUUUCUACAGAGGAAGUUCUCUUCUACGGACUUCAAGGACCUGGAACUCUGGAAACAUUCCCAGUUUGAAGGUAGAACUCUGAUCCAGGAUGCUGCUGGGAAGGAUUCAGAAAACCAAAGCACUUAAAGACAAAGACUCUUGUUUGUUUUCUCAGAUUUUAGGACCACAGAUUGACUCUCAGGAUAAGAAUGUUUUCCUGGUUUGUGGACAUUUUGAACUGUUCUGGAAUCCUUUGAGUGAGUUUUUGUUUGAACAGUUCUCUCUGUCACUGAUUUAUUUUCAGAGGUCAGACGCUGAAAAAGUUGUUCUAAUUUCAAAAACGUGUGCGUGUCGAUCUGUGUCCGUUCAGACCGAGUUCUUUGGGAUGUUUUUGCAGCAUCUUUGAACCUUUCAGGGUAGUUUUGGCUUUUUUUUGGGGAUGAUUUUGUUUCUUUUCGUGGUCAUUUUGGACAUUUUGUAGUAAUUUUUUUAGUUGUUUUAUCUGCUGUCCAUUGAAAAGUGAUAAAUCUCGAUUCUAAAAAUGGAGGUGCAGUUUUUAAGUUAAAGCAUUUUAGAUUUUUUGACAUGAACAUACCAUAAAUGAUGCUGAAACAGAGUUCUUUUCAUUAUUAUUUAAUCUCAUUUUCUUGUCUCUAAAACAGUCCAAAGUUGUGAAAAAUGUUUGUUAUAUUUUCACAGUAUCACAAGAAACUUAUUUGUCUGUUUUUUAAUCCAAACAUCCAUGAAGAGGCUGAAUUCACAGCGAUGUUAAACAGAAAUAAAGCAGAUACUCCACUUAAAGCUGGAACAUGAGUGUAAUUCAUAUUUUAAGUUGAAACGUGACCAGAAUGACUCUUCGAUUGUUUUAAUACCUGCAGAUCGAUCCUUAAGCCAACCAGCUGUGAUGAAGAUAUUUUCUGAGGAAUAAACUUUUUCUGUUGGACAAACUCAA
Messenger RNA from Acanthochromis polyacanthus (spiny chromis), 1660 nucleotides. RefSeq names its product LSM10, U7 small nuclear RNA associated (gene lsm10). Bases 143 to 550 code for a protein of 135 amino acids. The record is from RefSeq and is a predicted model, not a curated record. Gene Ontology annotation, biological process: mRNA 3'-end processing by stem-loop binding and cleavage. Gene Ontology annotation, molecular function: histone pre-mRNA DCP binding; U7 snRNA binding. The transcript has 2 exons. Lineage: Eukaryota; Metazoa; Chordata; Actinopteri; Pomacentridae. Gene Ontology annotation, cellular component: nuclear body; cytoplasmic U snRNP body.